AGGAGAGUAGCCGGCUGAGAGAGCUCUCCCUCUGGCUCUUCAUGGACCUGGUGAAGUSUGUGGUGAGCAGGGAUGAGAAGCGGAUGAGGAAGGAGAUUAGGAGUGCACUGGUCCCACUCCUAUUCCGUGUGAGUGACCAGGACCCCAGCGUGGCCAAGGCUGCCAGGGAAGCCCUUUUUACUGCUGCAGAGCUUUUCAAAUGGCAGAAGCUCAAGCACCUGCUGCAGAGAGACCGGAUGUGGGAGCUUGGAGAAUGCUUGCUGAUGACAAAGAGCAGCAUGGCUGAAAAUUACAUGCAGCAGAGCCUGCCCUACCUGAGUGACCCCCAGUCCUCCGUGCGCCUGGCWGCCGUCAGGUUCAUCGGGCGUGCCAUGAAGCACAUGAAGGAACAGAAUUUGGAGAGUCAGGCUGAAGUCCUCAGUGCCCUUCAGCCCUUGGAGACAGACGGGGAUAUCUCUAUCAGUUCCAUGGCAGCUCACACUGGCUUGGUCCUGAGAUCUCAAAGGGUGCACCGAAGAUCAUGGAUCAUUCUACACGUGCUGUGCUGCUGGUGCCUGUGAGCUCAGCAGAGGUGYAGCUUUCCAUGGAUUAAUAAAGUUGCAAACA
Messenger RNA from Malurus melanocephalus (red-backed fairy wren), 606 nucleotides. RefSeq names its product maestro heat-like repeat-containing protein family member 2A. The record is from RefSeq and is a predicted model, not a curated record. Gene Ontology annotation, cellular component: cytoplasm. Bases 42 to 560 code for a protein of 172 amino acids. The transcript has 5 exons. NCBI's taxonomy places the organism in Eukaryota, Metazoa, Chordata, Aves, Passeriformes, Maluridae.